This is a messenger RNA of Otolemur garnettii (small-eared galago), 1367 nucleotides long. RefSeq lists its product as uncharacterized. Gene Ontology annotation, biological process: response to bacterium. NCBI's taxonomy places the organism in Eukaryota, Metazoa, Chordata, Mammalia, Primates, Galagidae. The record is from RefSeq and is a predicted model, not a curated record. The transcript has 7 exons. Bases 1 to 843 code for a protein of 280 amino acids.
AUGACAUGCCCAGGCUGGGUAUUGGCACUCGUGGUCUCCACCUGUCUUGGAUCCAGCAUGGCCCAGACAGUCACUCAGACUCAACCAGAGAUGUCUGUGCGGGAGGGAGAGUCGGUGACCCUGCGCUGCACGUAUCGCACUAGUUAUACAUAUUACGAUUUGUACUGGUACAAACAACUUCCUAGUGGGCAGAUGGUUUUUGUUAUUGGCCAAGCAUCUGACCAGCAAAAUGCAAGACAGAAUCGCUUCUCUGUGAACUUCCAGAAAGCAGCCAAAUCCAUCAGUCUCACGAUCUCAGACUCACAGCUGGAGGACACUGCAGUGUAUUUCUGUGCUCUCAGAGAAGACACAGCCUCAUAUGGCUGUGUGAAUUAUGGAGGAACCCAAGGAAAGCUCAUCUUUGGAAAAGGCACUAAACUCUCUGUUAAACCAAAUAUCAAGGACCCUGACCCCGCCGUGUACCAGCUGAAAAGCCCUAAACUGGGGAACACUUCCGUCUGCCUGUUCACUGAUUUUCCUUCUAAUAAUACAAAUUCAUCCAAUAAUGAACCGGACGUGUUCAUGUCAGACAAAACUGUGCUGGAUAUGAGGUCCACGGGUUCCAAGAGCAAUGGUGUCUUGGCCUGGAGCCAGAAAGCUGAGUUUGCAUGUGCAGACACCUUCAUGGAGGAUCCCUUCUACUCUAACUCAGACGUUUCCUGUGAUGCCAAGUCCGUAGUGAAAAGCUUUGAGACAGACAUGAACCUCAAUGCUCAGAACCUGUUUGUGAUUGGGCUCCGCAUCCUCCUCCUGAAAGCGGUCGGGUUUAAUCUGCUCAUGACGCUGCGGCUGUGGUCCAGCUAAGGUCAGCAAGACCAUCCGAGCUGUGCCCCCUCGCUCCGUGCUCUGCAUUGUCCCCCCCUGCCUGUUACAGCAGAGGGAGGGAGGGAUCCCACCCCAUGAGGAGGAGGCUCCCACCUCCUGUCGGGCUCCCUGGCAGUGCCGCCAACAAGAUUCUGCCUGGCUUUGUGAUGAAGAUUGCUGAGGAGCUGCCAAAGACUGCUGCCCUGUGCUCUGUCCCCUGUUGCUGCUUGUCACUGCGUGACACCGCGGCAGAGGCAGGGCUGCUGCAGCUCUCCCCAGAGACCAACUGCCUCUGCAGCCCCCUGCGUGGCGCAGCCCCAGUGGGUUCUCUUGGACUCUAGCUCCCAGAAAAUAUCGUGAGGAGCUUAUUUUUUUAAAUAGUGUUUAUAAAGAAAUCCAUGUUACUCUUUCCCUCAAUCUGUAAGGGAGAUUUUUCUCAUUGUCUAGCCCUGCCAUGCCAUGUACCUCAGCCAUGUUGUAUACCCGCUGCCCAAGGCUUCAUUAAAGUGAUUUGGAAGAACAGA